UAUUAAGAAUUAAUCUGGUGUUGAUAAUUGAAGCCAGGAAUCUAGGCAUUAAAAUUGACAGUACUGGAUUUUAGUUGAAGACGUUGCACAGGAAAAAGCUUAAAAACAAAAACACACACACAUAGAGCCCCACUGCACAAUGCAUGCUUGUCUCUCUUCGAUCACUCUGUGUGUGUGUGUGGGAGAGGAAAAGAAUUCGCACAGGCAAAAAAACAAGAAAUUCUGAGAGACUGAGACCGACAUUAAAAAAUCAAGUGAAGUUACAAAAACAACCCAUAUAUUAUCAUCACUUUCUUUGAUUUUACUUAAACUUUUGAUAUUGCUUCUUUCUUUACAGCAGUUUUUAUAAUUAUAAAAAAUAUUUAUUUAUAUUUUCUCAUCAUUCCACUCUGUUAAAUCUAUGUUAAAGUAGUUCCCUUGAUGCUUAACAUCAAAGCACCUUUCAAUCAUUUUCAGAGGGCUCGUGGAUUCAUAAAUUAAAGCUAUUGGGUUUUCAGAUAGUCCCCUCAGAUUUCGCGUUUGUUGGUUAGUGUUUGUGCUUUUUCUGGGGGUCUCUAAGAUUUUGGCUAGUUGUAUGAAAUUAGAACAACAUUUUGAAGAGUUAUGUUUGGUAAUUACCCUUUUCUUCUACCAAUUGUGGUUUAUGGGUUUUCUGAUUUCUGAAGAUCUGCAUUAUUGGCCAUAAAGAUUAUGUUUUUUCCUUUCUUCAAGUAUUUGUGGAGAGAUUCUAUCGUAAUGGAAUUUAGUCCAUUAAUUUAUGUUUGCUUCUGGAAUCUGAAUUUCAUUUUGGUAAGAACUUUUUCUCCUUCUAUCUUUCAGUCAAUUGCAAGGACCCAGGUUUAAAUUCAAAAUUAGACCUUUUUAUUCUUUGUCUUAAUUGAGGACAGAGAGGUUGUUUAAUCUGGGUUGAAGUAAAUGUUUGUUGGAAUUCUUUAGGGUCCACAUUCUUUGUCAUUUGUAAGAGCCAAAAAUUGACUUAAGGGGUUAAAUUUCUUGCUGAAAUGGCUGAAAUUAGACUUACAAGAGUAGACCAGGGUCAAACUAAAAUUAGAAAUGUUCCAAUUGCCGUGACCCCAGAGGGAUUCUGGUGUUGCCCCUCUCCUGUUGUCUUCCAAAGGUCACUUAAGACACAGAAUCAUCUAAACAAGUCCAAAUCGUCUCCUCCGAAUCCUAGUGCUUCAGUUCAGAAAAAGCAAACCUCAGAAAACGAGAAAAAACCAGGAACAACAAAACCGAGGACAGGUCUCGUAACCAACGAUCAAAGAACUUGUAGUUCAGAUGCUCCUGUUCUUAAUGCUUCAGUGAGUGAGAAGAUGCCUCGACCAAAGAUUGAAAAUGUGCCAAGGAAGGUUUCAAUUGAGUUUGGUGAAUCUGGAACCAGUGAUCUAAAAGUAAUUUUGCUGGGAAAGCAGGGAUUUGCUGUGAAACUGAGUGUUCACAGGAGUAUACUAAUGGACAAUAGCAGUUAUUUUGCCCACAAGAUAUCAGAACAGAAGCCUAUUUUUCCCUGCCUUGAAAUCGAUGAAUGCGAGGAUGUUGAGAUAUAUGUUGAAACUGUCGGAUUAAUGUACUGCAUAGAACUGAAGCAGCAGUUGAUUAAGCAGAGCGUUGCACGUGUUCUGCGCAUAUUGAAGGUUGCAGAACAACUUGGUUUCACGUCAUGCAUACAAUCAUGUUUGGAGUAUUUGGAAGCAGUCCCUUGGGUGGGGGAAGAAGAAGAAGAGAAAGUGGUUUCUUCAGUGUUACGUCUCCAAGAUGAGGGCAUUGGAGUCACACCCGUAUUGAAACGAGUUUCUUCUCAUAUUUCAAAGCCACCUAAGGACACUCUCUCUUAUAUAUUGGAGCUAGUACUCAAGAGCAAUGAGGAGAGAGGGCGGCGUGAAACGAAAUCCAUUGUACUGAAACUUCUUAGAGAAAAUAACUGUCUUCCGAGCUCUUCAGGGUUGUCCUACUUAUGCCGUGAAACACUGUAUGCGUCGUGCAGAAGCUGCCUAGAUUUGUUGCUUUCUCUUUUCAAACAAGCUGCCGAACCCAAUUUUACCAACAAACCAGUUGAUUAUGGAGAACCGGUGGUGAAGUUGAUGGCCAUAGAGGCUGAUAAUCUCACAUGGUUGCUCGAUAUUUUAGCCGAUUGGAAAGAAGCCGAUGAAUUUGCAGUAAUGUGGGCUAGACAGCAAGAAUUGGCUUCACUUCAUUACAAACUUCCGAUCAUGUCACGCCACCAUGUAAGCACGAUUACGGCAAGGCUGUUUGUUGGAAUAGGAAGAGGGGAGCUUCUUCCAUCUAAGGAUACUCGUCACUUACUAUUGCAAACCUGGCUACAGCCAUUGAUCAAUGACUAUAACUGGUUACAACAUGGAAGCAGGUCAUUUGACAGGAAGGUUGUGGAGGAAGGAAUUGGCAGGACAAUCCUUACGCUACCUUUGGAGGACCAGCAAAGUAUUUUACUUUUUUGGUUAGAAAGUUUUCUGAAGGCUGGCGAUAACUGUCCAAAUCUUCAGAGGGCUUUCGAGGUCUGGUGGAGGAGGACAUUCAUUAGACCAUAUGCAGAAUCAGGAUAUCACCAGCAAGAACAGUAGAACUACGGAUUUCCAACAUGGAUAUGUCAAUGAUAUUGUUUUUCUUGAACCAAUUAAAUUUUGAAUGGAGUGAGAAGCCUUCUUGAAGUCUAGGAGCGAUUAGCCUUAUCUGCUACAGGGCUAACGAGACAUGAACGUAAAUUUUUUGCUUAAAAAGUUAUGACUCUGCAAGUUUCAUUUUGUGUGCGUUUGAAAUUAGUUGGAUAUUGUUAGUUUAUCCAAUGUAAGGAAUUUUCAUUAAUGCAAUGACAGUUUGAGUUCCCUAA
Molecule: messenger RNA, 2845 nt
Organism: Olea europaea var. sylvestris
Lineage: Eukaryota; Viridiplantae; Streptophyta; Magnoliopsida; Lamiales; Oleaceae
Product: BTB/POZ domain-containing protein At3g50780-like
Exons: 2
Coding region: 1002-2579 (525 amino acids)
Source: RefSeq, a predicted model, not a curated record